Molecule: messenger RNA, 1800 nt
Organism: Pygocentrus nattereri (red-bellied piranha)
Lineage: Eukaryota; Metazoa; Chordata; Actinopteri; Characiformes; Serrasalmidae
Gene: hemk1
Product: HemK methyltransferase family member 1
Exons: 11
Coding region: 175-1188 (337 amino acids)
Biological process (GO): protein methylation
Cellular component (GO): mitochondrion
Molecular function (GO): protein methyltransferase activity; nucleic acid binding
Source: RefSeq, a predicted model, not a curated record
UGUACAAUGUCACCAGCAGCAUGGAGCCGUCAGAGUGGAGAGUGUGUGUAUGUGUUGAGGAUUUGAUGGCGGCGACUUUUCGGGUUAUGGUGAUGUUUUUGAGCGACUGUUCGGUGAAAUGUUACCACUAGGCCUUAUUUCAGUAUCCAGCAGGCCCAUAUAGGUUCGCAGGAAAUGAAUAGCAUUGUCAAACGUGUUAUUCACCGGAUUAGAAGAAACAUUUCUAGUCAGCAGGCAUUGUUCACAUUGUCCUGCAGAGCUGUAGGCGGCGCUGUUGGCCCUCCUGUAGACUGCAGUGUGACAGUAGAGCAGGCAGUUAGUUUGUGGGCUCGACUCUUCCAGCAGCACGGCAUCUCUGAACCCCUCCUUUCCAGCCAGUACAUCAUAGCUCAUGUGCUUGGAAAGAAAACACUGCACUGUGUGGAGAGGAGUCAUCUCAGUGACAGUCUGACUGACCAGCAGAGGGAGAAUGUGUGGAAACUGUGUACCAAGCGCCUCACAAGGAUGCCACUGCAGUAUGUAAUUGAAGAGUGGGACUUUAGGGACCUGACUCUGAAGAUGAGACCUCCAGUGUUUAUCCCACGCCCCGAAACAGAGGAGCUGGUUAGUUUGGUGUUGGAGGAUCUCCAGACAGAGUGGAGGGGCAGGACGUGGCCUGCUUUAAGAUGCCUAGAGGUGGGCUGUGGAACGGGCGCAAUAUCUCUUAGCUUACUGCACAGCGUACCACAGCUCAAGGCUAUUGCAUUGGACCAAAGCCAGGAAGCAGUUUUCCUAACGAAGGAAAAUGCAAGCAGACUGGGACUCCAGGGCAGACUGGAAGUGCAUCAUUUAGAUAUUAUAAAGGAUGCAGAUUUGAUGGUGAGAGACUGCAGUGCUGUUGAUGUGCUGGUUAGCAACCCCCCCUACCUAUUCACGGAGGAUAUGGAGUCUCUGCAAGAAGAGAUCAUCAGAUUUGAAGACCAUUCAGCACUGGAUGGGGGUUCAGAUGGCAUGAGAGUAAUAAGUCAGAUUCUGACUCUAGCACCCAAACUCCUCACAAAGGACGGUCGUGUGUAUUUGGAGGUGGAUCCACGCCAUCCUGCCCUGCUAAAGCAUCUGGUAGAGCAGAGGAAGCUAGGAUUGCAGUAUCUGGAAACACGCUAUGAUUUCACAAACAGGCCACGAUUCUGCAUCCUACAGAGAAGAUGACUAGACUGAGGGAGAGCAUGCUUCUGUGUGAGUAAGAGGCACAGAUUGUGUAAGAGAGUGAGCUGAGGUACAGGUUAAGAAAGAGAGCAAGAUGGACAGAGAAAGCACAUAACUUGGAAGAAAGCUGAUCUGGAAACGAUGGAUGGAGUCACCGCCAUGAAGGAUCUUUUUCUGUGGCCUCCUGCCAAAGUGCAUUGCUUGCAUCUCAGUUCCUAUAAGCUUCCCUCCUCUCGGCACGUACUGAGAUUUUUUGAAGAGUUGAAGGGCCCAGAUCAUGGAAAAUAGACCACGAACGUCUUUCACAUCAGUUUGAAACCUACUAUUCACCGUACAGUUUAUAUACAAUGGAAUGCAUAAGUUUGAACACCCCCAGUCAAAUUACAUGUUUUGUUGAUUUUCUAAGUGAAAAUAAGUAACACAUUCUCUACAGAGAGCACACUCGAAUGUGGCAUUUUCUGCUUAUGUUAGUGCAAACUUUCAUUUUUUUGCUGAGGUUUAAGAGAUAAGAACAUAAACUAUAAGCCGUGUACCUUUUGCACUGGCCACAUUUACUUUUUUUCCCCAAUAUGAACAAAUAAACAGUCAUUAUGCAUUAAAAUGUGCAGAAGUGUU